Messenger RNA from Rhagoletis pomonella (apple maggot), 501 nucleotides. RefSeq lists its product as uncharacterized. The record is from RefSeq and is a predicted model, not a curated record. NCBI's taxonomy places the organism in Eukaryota, Metazoa, Arthropoda, Insecta, Diptera, Tephritidae.
AUGCUGUCGUCAAACACAACACCAUCUCGAGGCGCUGAUAUGAAGUUAUCUGGUGAGAGCGUAUCAGCCGAACAGCUGAUGCAAACGUGGGAGCAAAAAUUAAAAAAACACGAAGACAACAUUAUCAAGCACAUAAAUGAAAUGUGGGAACAAAAACUCAAAGCGCACGAAGCGAACAUCAUAAAACAUGUAAACGAAUCUUUGCAAACUAUAGAGAAUAGAGUUAUGCAGAGAAUGAGCGAGCUUACUGGUGAGUUAGCGAAUACGAAAGAAAGACUAGACAAAAUUGAACAAAGAAUGACAGGUGUUGAAUAUGUGCACACAGAGCUUGCAUUGCUCAAAACAAAUGUUGAUGCACUGCGUGAGCAAGUUGAAGAUCUGGGGGAAAAGGCAGUGUCGACAGAUAUUGUAAUGCAUGGCAUACCGUAUUCCAGUGACGAAAACUUGAAGGAGAUUUUCACUAAGCUGUGUGGAGUGAUUAACCUCGAAACACCCGGCAUC